Limulus polyphemus (Atlantic horseshoe crab) is the source of this 3254-nucleotide messenger RNA. RefSeq lists its product as uncharacterized. The coding region runs from base 473 to 3217 and encodes 914 amino acids. Lineage: Eukaryota; Metazoa; Arthropoda; Merostomata; Xiphosura; Limulidae. The transcript has 11 exons. The record is from RefSeq and is a predicted model, not a curated record.
AAGUACGGGUCAAUGUAUAAAUGUGCCAAUUUUCCCGUUUUUAACCCAAAGUGCACGAUUUUUUGCUUAACCGCCCGCUAUAACUUUUAGUAUUGUUCCAUGAUUCCGUAUAACCUUAUUUAGAGGGCUUAGGCUGUGAGGUUCUAAAGUUAAUUCAGUUCACCUGAAUAUAACACAAAUAUUUAUGUGCGCUGUUCGAUUAUUCCGUAGUUAUUCAGUAACAGCGUUUCUCGUUUUCUCUUCUCCGCUCAGUUUGAUUGUUUGGGUACAUUCUCACGUUGGAAUUUAUUGGUAGCGUUUGAGCAAUCGUGGCAACGCCAAGGGAAUAGGGCAUUUUAAUUAACAAAUGCUGAUAAUAAGCAUAAUAAAUUUUCAGAGUAAGGUUCGUUCAUUUUGGGAUAGGACGUAGAACCACUUUCCCGACUAGGUUUUAAAUAAAAUUAUUAUAAAUAUUGAUUAAUAACACGGGUUGAUGAUGGCUACAGGUCGUCUUCCUCCUGUUCAACGUGUUGGAGCAUCUCAAUUUGAUGUCACAGAAAAGGAAGAGUGGAAGAAAUUAUUACAGAUUCAACAGCACUUGUCAGUAACUGCUCUUCGCUCAUCAGUCUUUAAACCAAACUUUACUAUUAAUGAUAAGAAAACCAUUACAAAAACUGUUGAAACUGAAUUUAAUACCAGAAGACUUUGCUGCAGUGUUACAUCCUUGUUUGGUGAUCAGAAAAUAUUCUUAAAGUCAUGUGAAGCUUUAGAAAGACUGGCAAAAGUUUUACAAGGGGAUUUUUAUGUUUCAGCUGAACCUGCUUGGGUUAGUGAAUCCGAAAACUUAGUAAAAUUAACUGAAAAUGAGAUCAAGCAUAUAACUCAAUUACAUUGUCAGCUUAAAACUCUUCUUACUAAGCGAUGUUUUUCUGGCAUUAGAAGAGAAUGUAUCUUGUGCAUGAGGAAAGCACUAAAAUUUAAAUUAGAGACAGAAAUGAUAGCACUUAGUGAAUGGAAGAAACUAUUGUGUGUGAAUAGUGGUGUUACAGGAAAUAUAAACUUACAUUUAUGUUAUACUCCUGAUUGGAUGAGAGAGGUGGAUUCACAAGUUAAUAUGUGGCUGUCACUAUUGAGAACUGCCAAUAGGAUGUUAGGGAUAGUAUAUUUACAAUGGGAGCCGGCACUAGAAAAUUUACUUACCAGUACCAGUAGGUUUUUAUCAAAAUUAGUAAAUGAAAUUCUUCAUUGGGUUCAGCACAUCCUGUCUAUAGAUCUAAUACUGUUAUGCCAGAUGGAAAUUUUUUGGCUCACAUCUGACAUUCUCCAUGUUUUGUUUCAGUCUUUCGAGAGACUAUCAAAACUUCAAACAGAGUUUUACAAGACAGUUUCACCAAUUGCAUCUGUUGUUUGUUUGGAGAGGCCUUACUGUGAACUGUGCAAAAAAGAUGCCAUUUCAUUUUCUAAUGUAUUUAUUUUGCUAGCCACUCAACAAGCUCAGCUCUCAGCAAAGAAAGUAGCAAGUUAUCUGGUAUUUCAGGUUAAAAAAAACAAACCUGAGAAAGUCAGUAGUUCAAGUAAGUCAAAAACAGUAGAUACUUCUGACUACUGUAGUGCAGAAGGAAGUGAAGUGAAUAAGUUGGAGAGUUACACCAAACGAGAAACUGGUGAAAAUCAAAGUGAGAAGCUAGGAAAGGACUUAGUUGUUUCUGUGUCGUCUGUUUUACAUACAAUUACUCAUUGUAGUCAAACUUUGCUGCUAAAGUUUCUGUUUGCAUUUUCAUGUGCUCAGACAUCCCAGUCUUAUCUGGACACACUAAUUGAAGGACAACACUCAACCAAACUCCCUGUGAUGCGAAAAAAGUGGCAGAAGAUUCAGAACAACUCAGGAACAGAGAGUUGUACUGAGAUGGAACAUUCAUACUGGAAAGAAUAUUGGAAGCAAUUUGGUAAUCAGCUCUUGUUAUAUUUGACCAAUGCCCAGCCACAUGAGAUGGAAAUACCAGAUAGAAUUGAUAUAUGGAUUUUCCCAAAGAACCUAGUCUUUCCCCUGAUACAAGACUUAAAAGAGACAAAAGAAGAAAAAGAGCUUAAUACAGAAACUAUCCAUGUAGUGAAUGAUGUUUAUUGGGUGCUAGUGUGGGAAACAUGCUUGAGCCAGUGGCAGCAUCGAAUCUUCCAAUUCUUGGUUGCUUCUCAGCAAAGUAGAUUUUCUGCUGUUCCUUUAGAAAGUGAAGGAGUUAGUAGUGACCCUGGAAAUAUUGUUUUUAGAGCCUUAGAAGAGUUGUUUUUUUAUAUCAAAGAGAUGAAAGUGCAACAACUAGAAAGUUAUUCAGUUGCUUGUGUCACUGCAGUGCAGUUGCUCAAGGCUACUUUGGAUCAGUUUCUGGUAUGGAGUAGACAGAAACUGGAGGCAACUUUGACUUCAUGGAAAGUUUGUGAAUAUCUUCUUAUCGGAUGCUCUGAUAUAAAAAGGGUGUGCCACUUGUUAGAUUCUGUCAAGAAUAUAAUAGAUUCAUUGAACAGCAAACAAACUAAUAGGCCAGGUACUACAUUGUGUCUUACCUUGAACAAGGAACUAGAUGACCAGAUUCAAAGACUUAAGGUUAUUGAAAUGCAUAUAGCUGAAUGGUUUUUGAUACAGUGUAGUAAUGUUACCGUUUCUAUCUUCAAAGAAUCCUCACAAUCAGUUAAAAUGUGGAGAAAAAAUAAAACUACAACUAAAGGAGUGGGAUCGUACAUCAAUGAGAUAAUAUUGGAGAUCUUAAAACCCACAGUGGAAACUCUGUCUUUGCUUCCAGUAUCUUCUCAGGCAGAUAUUGUAAGAGCCACCAUUAAAGCUAUCAUUCAGGCUUGGCAGUCAUACAUGUACAGCUGCAAAAUAUGUUUCAGUGUUGCAGGUGGUCUUCAACUGAAGCAAGAUCUUCAAUAUAUCUGCAACUGGAUGUGGAAAUCUUCAUUAAAUUGUCAAGUUAUUGAAGAAGUCAUGACCUGUGAGAAACUGCUCAAAUUUUCAGCUUUGACUGAUUUCCUAGCUACUCCUGAACACAGGAAAGUGCCACUGAUUAGCAGGCAGAAUCAUGUUGUUCCUGUCUCUCUAGAAAUAGGAUCAAUGUCCAUUUUGUCUGAGUCUAACCAAGGAAGACUUCCUAUUAAAGAUUUAUCUGAAGAAGAGAAAGAGCAAUGGCGUCCUUUAAAGAAAAAAUCCACUACAGUGUGUGGAUGGUGUACUUUUUAUUAGUGUAAAUAAAUUAAUAUCUAAUCAUGACCAUAAUGAA